This is a messenger RNA of Spizellomyces punctatus DAOM BR117, 2047 nucleotides long. RefSeq lists its product as uncharacterized. The coding region runs from base 94 to 1938 and encodes 614 amino acids. The record is from RefSeq and is a predicted model, not a curated record. NCBI's taxonomy places the organism in Eukaryota, Fungi, Chytridiomycota, Chytridiomycetes, Spizellomycetales, Spizellomycetaceae. The transcript has a single exon. Gene Ontology annotation, molecular function: protein binding.
UUUCGCCAAGAAAGUUAACCCAAACUUUUAACAAAGCUUUCUUGUGUAUUCGUCGCUGGAUAUCAUUGCUGCACCCAGCAAGCAAGAGGCAUUAUGCUUUCCUUCAAGGUCUCUUACGAGGAUACUCUGCGACGCUUUACGUUUGCCGCGCCACCAAGCUGGUCUGCACUGGAAGAUAGGAUUCGCACACUCUUUUCCAUUUCGCCGUCACUGGGUAUCAAGGUCUUUUGGAAAGAUGAAGACGGGGACGAGGUCCUUGUUGACCGGGAUGAUGAAAUAUUGGAUAUAUCUGCAAAGGGGCAUUUAGUAAAGCUUUGGGUUGUGGCAAGGGAAGAUAAAGGCAAAGAACCUGUUAAUGAAUCCGCUGUAUGGGCUGAGUUGGAGGAGCGGUAUGCUCGGGAUCUGGAUGAGACUGGUCGGUAUGUGGGUGAGACUGGUAUUGAGUCUUCUGGAGCAAAAAAAGAUAAAGGCAAAAAACCUGCAGUUCCAUUGGCUGGUUUGGAGGAUCGGUAUACUGAAUGGGAAUUUGAUCUGAAAGAGGACCUUGAUGUUGACGAAACCCUUUAUGCCAAUGAAGCUGGCGUUGGCGGGACCAAUGAAGAUUGCGUCGACAAGACCGUUUGUACCGAGGAAGAUACGUCCGCUAUCGAGAAAGCCCAUGUGAAAUCAAAUGUGGAUGUUGAUGAUCAUCCUCAAGCCAGUAUUCCGGAAGUAGGACAUUCCCUUAUUGAUAUCGAUGUGGAGGCCUAUUCUGUGGCGGAUGCGACCACAGAACAGGUCAAGUGCUUGUCGCCUCCGCCUAGCGAAGUUCUUAUGUCAAAUGUGGACUCUUGGGACUCGGAUUCUUCAAAGCAAGAUACCGUAUCACCACCACCACCCAUCCUAGAGCGUCCCUUUGAUUUGUCUCCGGCCAAUCUCAAAGCGUUUGCAAAGUGUGUUCGACUGGGAGAAAAUCCUAUGGAGCUACGUGCCAGUUGCCAAUCUUUGCAAAGUUCCGCUUCAUCUUCGAGUACAUACUGGAGGGCGUCGUCGCCCUUUGAUGGCUCUGCGAAUACUGUACGUUCCAAUAUGCAAGCUUUGGAAAGUUCGCCUUCAUGGUUGAGUACAUACUUGAGGGAGGCGUCGACCGCUAAUGGCUCCGCGAAUACUGGCCGACCAGAGGAAAAUGAAACCGAGCAAAUACGAGUCAAUCCUGCACCAGCAACCUCGAAUGCAGAGAUCAGAUUCGGGUGUGAUACGGCCAUGACGAGUACUCGGCGUGCUCGCUUGGCCGAUGUUGAUCAGACGGAAGAGAAACCUCUGUCUGCGUUACCCGUUGUUUCUAACGGAGUUGAUGUACCGUCUGCAGAUCGCCAGCAGUCGGUGCAGGUUGCUGAAGCGCCCUGUCCUCCUGUGCGUGAACAUCCACAAGGACCUCGACACCCUGAACACCCGUUCGGUCUGCAUCGUCGGUCAACAAUGCAAACCUCCGGGGCAUAUGCGGCCGGAACACGACGUCGCCAUUCUCAACUUCGUCAUCGAAUGUCACUUCCGUCGCAACCCCAGCAUUACUGGAACUUUUCCUAUUUUCCUCCUCCACCUCCUCCACCGCCACCUCACCCUCCCGUUCAUCAUCAUUCCUAUGCGACGAUGCCCCUCCCCAGGCCUCCGAAUCCCCCCAGAUUUCAUCCCCCGAGUAUGCCCAGGCCUUCACCUCCACCUCCGCGCCCUCCCACUCUGCCAGGACCUUUCGCGCCGACCGAACCGAUUAUCAGCACACCGAUCGUGGAAAGAAACAAUCCUCAAAACCAGCCAACCACGUACACAGCCGAAAAUUUGUUGACCCACCUUCGCCAGAUGCGCAAUAUGGGGUUUGAUGAUUUGUUGGUCAGUGCAGAGGUUUUGGUUGAGUGUCGUGGAAAUAUUGAUGACGCGGUGGGCAUUUUGACUGGUGAAUAAAGUUUUGGGGAAGACUCGUAUGGUUGGCUUUUGAAGUGACUAGUGUAGCUUGCUUACUGCAAUAUGAUGGAUAUUGUAUGAUCGUGUUUAGAAAAUGUCGGCAUUGUUU